Molecule: messenger RNA, 3071 nt
Organism: Toxorhynchites rutilus septentrionalis
Lineage: Eukaryota; Metazoa; Arthropoda; Insecta; Diptera; Culicidae
Exons: 2
Coding region: 1168-2820 (550 amino acids)
Source: RefSeq, a predicted model, not a curated record
ACAUUCCUCUUGAGACCACCUUGAAUCGCCAACUCGACCGAUUGCAGCAACAUCAGCGGCAAUUGGCGGAAACAAUCAUUUCAUUGGAACCAGAACAUCAACAAACAGCGCGAUCAUCAUCCCACCAGUAAGACACAUCAUCGUUCGCUUUAUCGCGAACCCAACUCCACACGCAGCGCGGACGCGAUAGAAGAGAAUGCAGAAUCAGCAUCAACGAUAACGGGACACCGAGUGCACGCUUUCGAUUCCCAGAAAAUAGUAUCUUUGUAUAAACUAAGAAAUCGGCAGGCCUCUGUAUAAGGAAAUGAAAUAAAGUUAGUCUAGAUUUAGCGACCAUCGAAAACGGUUUGACAUUUUUAGUUUUUAAAAACUCCGAAGUUCAUGGAGGGAACUUAACUGGCGCAGUCUUUGUGGAUUAGUUAAACGCGUUCCGCGAGUGAUUAAUGUGAGAAAAAACUGGCGUAUUCCAUCGAAAGGACAUCGAAGGAAAAAGCAUCAUCAAGAGGAUAUUGAUGAUUUGAGGACCUCCAACAGAAGCACCCGGAAUCAGCGUUGAACCUACACUAUCGAGGGGACAUCGAUAAAUAAAUUAGGCACACGACCCGGUAAAAUUCUGGAAAAUCAACAAGGACCACACAAUAUCCAUUAUACAUUCAUUAUAUAACCACACAAUAUUCAUUAUACACAUCUCAUAAAAAACAGAAGAAUUGUUUUGAAACGCGUAACCUGCGACUAACAUAUGAAAAAUAGAGAACAGAACAAUUUUUCAAAAUUGAAUAAAAUAAAAUUAAAUAACUUAACAAACACACUAAUAUUUCAUUUUUUUUGCAGGUAUUCUUAUUCAUCAGAAAAAAUUGUGUAAAGGGGAGAGAAAAUAAAGUAAAUAAAUAAUAAUAAAUUCAAACAGAAAGGUAAUAAAAAAAUAAGUAUGUAAUAUUCCUCAGAUACAGUAUUUUAUAUAAAAUUCACGAAAUUUGUCAACAAGAAAAUAUCUCGAAUUCAUGCAAUUUCAAAAUUAUACUUUUUCUAAAGCAACAACUAUAUUGAUAAUAACAUUUACUAACAUUUAUCUUAAGUGAAUAAAAUACAUUGUAAUUUUAUUUCUUCAAAUUCCUCAUAUCAAAACAAAACAAAAAAAAACAACUCUUUAUAUUACUAUCUGAUCAAAUGUAUAGGAAAAUGCUACGGAAUAUACUGAUAGCAUGGCUGACAGCUCUCACCCAAAUACACAGUGAUCCAAUUUUAAAUAUCGUGGAUCUUGGAAAUAACCCAAUAGUGUUAAUCAAACAAAUUAAUUGCAAAAUACAGACUGGAACAAUAAACAUUAUACAUCCAAUCAACUUAGAUCAAAUUGAGGAAAGCGCAGAACUUGUAACAGCAAAAUUUUAUGCUCAACUAACAUCAACUAACCCAUUGCACGAAGUUAUAAAAUUCCGAAUCAAAAAGCUGUACUCGUCCCUCUACGCAUUAAAACCACAAAAAGCGCACCGACAAAAGAGAUGGGAUACAAUAGGCACCGCGUGGAAAUGGAUCGCCGGUUCACCUGAUGCACAGGACCUGAGAAUAAUCAAUUCAUCCAUGAAUGACCUCAUCAAUCAGAAUAAUCAACAAUAUAAAAUCAACGAAAAUAUCAACAACCGAAUUACCCAACUGACACAGGCGAUUAAUCAAAUAGCUAGUUCAAUAAAUAACAGUACGAAAGAAUUGGAUAUUUUACAAGCAGUUACCACGAUGUUGAACGUUGAUAUUGUCAAUGAACUUUUAGAUAACAUUCAAGAAGCAAUCGCACUCACCAGAAUUUCUGUCAUCAAUAACAAAAUUCUAACAACACGUGAAAUAAAUGUGAUCAAAUCUGCUCUUCAGGACCAAGGAGUAGAAAUCAACUUUCCGGACGAAGCGCUACAAUUUGUCACACCCAAAAUUGCCGUCAAUAAUGGAGACUUACUGUACAUUCUGCACGUUCCCGAAUUGGAAAACUCUACAUCUACAAUUACAAGAAUUUUUCCGCUCAUCGUAAACGAUCAAAUUAUCAAAACCUACCCAAGCCACGUAAUACGACAUGGGCCGAAACUCUUCAAAACCAGUAAACCUGAAGAUUUUGUACAAAGAUCAUCCUACAUUGACGAAAUCGAAGAUGACUGUAUCAAACCAAUCAUACUCGGAAAGGAGUCUCGCUGCAUCUCAAUUUUCAAGAAUGACACAAUACAGCAGUUGAUCAACGAAAACACUAUAUUAAUCUCAAACGCCCGAAACCAGACACUCAAAUCCAACUGUGGACCCGAUGAUAGAACUAUCACCGGAAAUUUCAUAAUCAAAUUCGCAAAUUGUACAGUCAAGUUCAACGGUCAUAAGUUUCAAAAUUCAGAAAUAAUCGGUGAAACCGAAGUUCUGUACGGAGCACUUUAUAACACUCUAAUUCACUGGACAUUACAAAAAGAGCAUGACAUUACAGAAAUACGCGACACAGCGAUUAUCAACAGACAGAAAUUAGAUCACAUUCAUUUACGACAGAAUAGUCUUCGUUUCAGUCUAUGGACAACAUUCGGAGGAAUUUCUUUGUCAACAGUGAUUUGCUUCAUAGCCGUAAUUCUUUGUAUAAAAAAUAUUAACAUUUGCCCAGUAUUAAAACUUGGAAGAUCAAAAUCAAACAUCGAUCCGAGACGGCUCGAACUAAAGGAGGGAGAAGUUAACAUUCCUCUUGAGACCACCUUGAAUCGCCAACUCGACCGAUUGCAGCAACAUCAGCGGCAAUUGGCGGAAACAAUCAUUUCAUUGGAACCAGAACAUCAACAAACAGCGCGAUCAUCAUCCCACCAGUAAGACACAUCAUCGUUCGCUUUAUCGCGAACCCAACUCCACACGCAGCGCGGACGCGAUAGAAGAGAAUGCAGAAUCAGCAUCAACGAUAACGGGACACCGAGUGCACGCUUUCGAUUCCCAGAAAAUAGUAUCUUUGUAUAAACUAAGAAAUCGGCAGGCCUCUGUAUAAGGAAAUGAAAUAAAGUUAGUCUAGAUUUAGCGACCAUCGAAAACGGUUUGACAUUUUUAGUUUUUAAAAACUCCGAAGUUCA